AUGCUCCUGAAACUCCUCCGUUGCAAACUUACAGAGACCAAUGGCUUACUUUCUCUGCUCCCACAGGUAUGGUCCUCCAGCCCAGAUCUCAAACUCCUGAUACUCUCUCGUAUGAUUCGAAUGUUUGCCUACGGUGGCACGACACUCAUUCUCGUACUCUAUCUUGCAGCUCUUGGGAUAUCAGACACGCGAAUAGGACUCUUCAUGACGUUGACCCUGGCGGGUGAUAUUGGCGUUAGUACGAUCUUGACUGUUAUAGGUGACGGUAUGGGAGUCAGGAUGACAAUGGCCGUGGGCAGCAUUUUGAUGAUGGGGAGUGGAGUUGCUUUUGCGGUGCUGGAGGAUUAUUGGUCCUUGCUGGCAGCGAGUAUCUUAGGGGUGAUCAACCCGAGCGCAAACGAAGUUGACCCGUUCAAAGCCAUUGAAGAAUCCGCCAUAGCGCGUCUAAGCACAUCCUCGAACUGCAAUGACUUCUUCGCCUGGUGGACACUUCUGGGUAUGGUGGGCAUGGCAGCCAGCACACUCCUCACCGGUUUAUUGAUCGAUUACCUCCAAGCAGAGCAUGCUCUCCUGUCUCUGGAUGUCUACCGCUUGAUAUUCUUAUGCUAUGCAGCGGUUGGCGCCCUGAAGCUCGUGUGCACUCUGUGUACUAGUUCACAGGUGGAGCUACAUACUCCAUCAGCGUUGCUGACAGAUGCCGAUAUCAUGGCACCAGAGGAAGAGACUCGUGCACUUCUAUACGAGAAUAGACAUCAACACGAGACGUACAACACAAUAUCUGUACAGCCACUCAUUGAACCCAAUAUCGAUGAGGACGACGAAGAAGAGAAAGAAGAGACCCCAAUGUUCACCCCGGAAUCUCGCUCCUUCAUCUGGAAAGUGAGUCUCGCCAUAACACCAGAUUACAUUGGAUCCGGACUCGCCCAAAUAACUUGGAUGACUUAUUUCUUCAAGCGCGAAUACAACAUUGCUGAAGGUCCCCUUGGUCUCGCUAUAUUCAUCGCAUCAAUUAUAUCAUCCUUCCUAAACUUGCUCUCCUCGCCUCUCUCUAGAGCGUUAGGUCAAGUUCCCACGAUGGUGCUGUGUCAUACAGUUACAUCUGUCUCGCUUCUUAUGAUCUCAGCGCCGAAUAAUCGGACGCUGGCGCUGGGUUUAUUCAUGGUGCGAAUUGUGCUAAGAGAAAUUGAUAGUGCGCCGAGACAGGCGUUCAUUGCGGGCGGAGUUCUGAAUGAGGAGAGAACGAGUGUGAUGGGAUUAGUCACUGUGGUUAAGACUGUGGGAUGUUGUGCGGGAUUGUUUUUGACGGGGGAGUUUGCUGGAUCCGGACUGUUUUGGGUGGCGUUCGUUGUGGCAGGAACGUUGAAGCUGUUACACAAUAUUAUCGUUGUGGCAUUCUUUUGGAAUCAUAGAGGGAGGUAUGAGGCGUGA
This is a messenger RNA of Cadophora gregata, 1428 nucleotides long. RefSeq lists its product as uncharacterized. Gene Ontology annotation, biological process: transmembrane transport. Gene Ontology annotation, molecular function: transmembrane transporter activity. The record is from RefSeq and is a predicted model, not a curated record. The coding region runs from base 1 to 1428 and encodes 475 amino acids. Gene Ontology annotation, cellular component: fungal-type vacuole membrane. The transcript has 2 exons. NCBI's taxonomy places the organism in Eukaryota, Fungi, Ascomycota, Leotiomycetes, Helotiales, Ploettnerulaceae.